AUGGCGCGCACUAAACAGACCGCUCGUAAAUCAACCGGAGGAAAGGCUCCACGAAAGCAACUCGCAACAAAGGCAGCAAGGAAAAGUGCUCCAGCCACUGGCGGUGUUAAGAAACCUCAUCGUUACAGGCCAGGAACAGUCGCACUCCGAGAAAUUCGCCGCUACCAGAAGUCUACAGAACUUCUCAUCCGCAAACUCCCCUUCCAAAGAUUGAUUCGUGAGAUAGCGCAGGAUUUCAAGACCGACUUGCGUUUUCAGAGUUCUGCCGUGUUGGCGUUACAAGAAGCGGCAGAGGCUUACUUGGUAGGAUUGUUUGAGGACACUAAUCUUUGCGCAAUUCACGCCAAACGAGUCACCAUUAUGCCCAAAGACAUUCAGCUUGCGAGACGUAUUCGUGGAGAACGCGCUUAA
Pocillopora verrucosa is the source of this 411-nucleotide messenger RNA. Its product is annotated as histone H3-like. Gene Ontology annotation, cellular component: nucleus; nucleosome. NCBI's taxonomy places the organism in Eukaryota, Metazoa, Cnidaria, Anthozoa, Scleractinia, Pocilloporidae. Gene Ontology annotation, molecular function: structural constituent of chromatin; protein heterodimerization activity; DNA binding. The record is from RefSeq and is a predicted model, not a curated record.